This is a messenger RNA of Medioppia subpectinata, 1435 nucleotides long. Lineage: Eukaryota; Metazoa; Arthropoda; Arachnida; Sarcoptiformes; Oppiidae. The record is from the annotation of a GenBank genome assembly.
GUUCAUAACAUAAACGUCGAGCCAUUAAUCAAACGAAAGAUUAAUUUUAAAUAUAAUCAACAAUUCAAUGAGUUCUUAGAGCAGAGGUCUGUCGACGAGCACAACAUUUUCCAUAAUCUAGUCCGCGAUGACAGCCAUUAUGGCGGACAUAAUGCCAGACAUCGUAAGCGCAAUGAUAUUGAAGAUAUCGAUGACAUACAAGACAUACAAUACAACCGCGAGUCUCCUCUUAAAGACAAUAACGAGGCAAUGAGUGGUACAACUGAUUCUCCUCUAAAACCAGAGCUAUUUUCGCUUGACUUUGAAUUAAAUAGCGAUUUGAAUGAAAAACCAAUUGACAAACUGCUGGAGAAGAAUAAACUGAUGAAAGAGAAAUUAGAUGAACAAAAGGACAUCCGUUUGGAGGACUGUUUACCCGUAACGAAGGAUUAUUCAAAGAAACAGAGAACCGGCGCUCAAUAUCUGGCGGAUCUCCAGUCGGGCGAAGAGAGGCCUCAAUAUCCGCAUAAGUUUAACGAUGAGGUGAAGAACUAUCGCUCAGAACUCGGUUUAGGCAAAGAGAAACUCGACUCUAAAGGGUUUCGUAUACUAAGCGGACAAGUGUUUGAUUUUACAAAGUUUCCCAAAGAAGACAUCGAGGCUUUGCUCAUGAAAUCAGUACUUUUCGAUGACAUAGACAUUGUGGCCAUCAAUAAGCCGUACGGAAUGGCUAUUCACACGAAGGAAACGCCGGUCACUCCCGUCCUCACCGACUAUUUGCCACAUUUACAGCGAGAGCUGCGAUGCGAGAAGUUAUACACUGUUCACCGGUUGGACAGAGACACCACUGGAGUGCUAUUGUUGGCCAAAAGCCAAGCAAAGGCCAAAGAGUUGAACCGAAUGUUUUGCGAGCAUAAGAUCCUCAAGCGAUACAUUUGCAUCACUCGCGGAGUGCCCGACCAACUCGAGGGCAUUAUCGAUAUACCCGUAGAUAUCGGUCGAUGCGAUGGUAAGGAGAGAAUGGUGUUGAGGCCGGAAGCGCUUCAAGAAUAUCGCGAUAAGAUUAAACCGUCAAAACAGGCCAAACGAGCGGUCACUCAAUACAAAGUGGUCUCACACGCGGACAACGCGGCGCUCAUUGAGGUGUGGCCGGAAACUGGUAUUCGACACCAGAUUCGGGUUCAUUUGGGUUUCGGACUCCGGUGUCCGAUUUUGGGUGACCACAAGUACUCGCAUUUGGACAAAAUAGCGCCCCAGAAGUUGACCGGCGAUAUGCUGUUGGCGUUGAAUGUGAGACAAUCAAAGGUACGACACAUACCGAUGCACUUACACGCCAAACAGUAUUGUCUGCCAAACGCCGGCAUCGAUGGUAAGAAUAUCUUCGUGAACGCACCCAUUCCUCAUCACUUCCACAAAAAUAUGUCAAAACUUGGUUUAAAACAAUGAGUAGUAUUAG